Ichthyophthirius multifiliis is the source of this 822-nucleotide messenger RNA. RefSeq names its product short chain dehydrogenase reductase family protein, putative. Gene Ontology annotation, molecular function: oxidoreductase activity, acting on the CH-OH group of donors, NAD or NADP as acceptor. Gene Ontology annotation, cellular component: lipid droplet. The record is from RefSeq and is a predicted model, not a curated record. Lineage: Eukaryota; Ciliophora; Oligohymenophorea; Hymenostomatida. The transcript has a single exon.
AUGAGUAAUUCAAAAAAAUAAAUCUAAAAAAAAUCAGUAUAUACAAUAAUAAUACUUUACUCAUUCGUACACACUUCUAAAAACAAACGGUUUACUCCCAAAAAAAGCAUAAGAGGAAAGCAUAUUUUAAUAACAGGCGCCGGAAGUGGAAUAGGUCGUUAAAUGUCUAUCCUUUUAGCUAAACUAGGAGCUAAAAUCUCAAUAUUAGACUUAAAUAUUCAAGGUGCCGAAUAAACUUAGUAAAUAAUCACCUAAUUAGGCUAUUAAGACCAAACUAAAGCAUUUAAAUGUGAUGUAUCUGACAUAAACGAUGUCAAAACGCAUUCUAAUAAGCUUAAAACAUCUACGGAAGUGUCGAUAUUCUCAUAAACAACGCCGGGAUAGUAUCUGGUAAGAAAAUAUUAGAAGUAAGCGAUAAAUAAAUUGAGUAAACAAUUGCAGUAAACACCAUUUCGCACACAUAUACAGUAAGAUAAGUUUUACCGUAAAUGCUUUAAAGAAAUUCAGGACAUAUAGUCACAAUAGCAUCUGUUGCAGGACAUAUUGGAGUUGCCGGUUUAGCUGAUUAUUGCGCAAGCAAAUUUGGGGCAGUCGGUUUUGAUGAAAGUAUUAGAAUGGAAAUGCUAAAAUUAGGAAAGAAUAUAAAAACAACGUGUAUUUGUCCAUAUUUUAUUAAUACUGGAAUGUUUGAUGGAGCUAAAAGUAAAUUCCCGUUACUUUUACCAAUUUUAGAGGAAAAAUGGGCAUCAUAAAGGAUUGUAAAUGCAAUUUUAUAAGAGGAAAAAGUAGUUAUUAUGCCAUGGUUUUUAAAUAUUUGUGUGA